Molecule: messenger RNA, 2365 nt
Organism: Achroia grisella
Lineage: Eukaryota; Metazoa; Arthropoda; Insecta; Lepidoptera; Pyralidae
Product: basic juvenile hormone-suppressible protein 2-like
Exons: 5
Coding region: 42-2279 (745 amino acids)
Source: RefSeq, a predicted model, not a curated record
UGAGCAGUUGUCUAGUAGAGGUGGAAACGGUGGUCUGAAACAUGGGGGCAGUAGGAGUGGUAGUGUUGGCUUUAUGCGUCUUGGCUACGGCCAGUUCUGAAGUGGACAAUCUAUUAGGUAAUAUGGAUAUCAAACAGAGAGAGGUGAUGAUUCUAAAAUUAUUGAAUCAUGUUACGGAACCGGUAAUGUAUAAGGAAAUUCAGGACAUCGGCGUUAACUUUAAAUUGGAGGAAAAUGUGGAAUUAUUCACAAAAACCGAUGUUGUCAAACGCUUUGUUAAUUUGGUAAAAGUUGGACUACUACCCCGUGGUGAAGUUUUCACACUUUCCGCUGUACGUCAAAUGGAUGAAGUGAUCACCGCAUUUCACGUUCUGUACUACGCCAAAGAUUUUGCCACAUUCAUCAAAACUGCGUCUUGGAUGCGCCUGAACGUUAACGAAGGCAUGUUUGUUUAUGCUCUGACCAUUGCAGUCAGACAUCGUCUUGAUUGCAAGGGAAUCAUUUUACCUCCACCAUACGAAAUUUAUCCAUACUUCUUUGUCCGCGGAGACGUGAUCCAGAAAUCUUACUUGCUCAAAAUGAAGAAAGGCCUUUUAGACGACAAUCUCAGUGAACACUAUGGGAUUAAAAAAACAGAUAAAAAUAUCUACAUUAUAGAUGAAAAUAUGUAUGAUACACGAGUCUUUCUAAAUAGUGAAGAUAAACUUAGAUACUUUACUGAAGAUAUAGACCUAAACACUUACUACUACUAUUUCCAUGUCGACUACCCAUUCUGGAUGAAGGAUGAUGUGAUGAAUAAGGUAAAUAAAGUGAGACGGUUUGAACUCACUAUAUACAUAUACCAACAAAUACUUGCAAGGUAUAACCUUGAACGUCUCGCUAAUGGAUUGCCGACAGUAAAACCAUUGGUGCUAGACGAACCUAUAGAAAAGGGAUAUUGGCCGUGGUUAGUCUUACAUAACGGAGUUCAAAUGCCCAUGAGGAUGAAUAACGUAGAUUUCAUUACAGAAGAUACUAUAGAUAAUUUGGUUCUAGUAGAGACCUAUGAAACGAUGAUUAAAGAAGCUAUCAUUAAAGGAUUUAUUAUAAUUGAUGGUAUUCGACUUGAUUUAACUAAACCAGAAGACAUCGAAAAUCUUGGCAGACUAAUUUAUAGCAACAUUCAAACACGUGGUGUAACAAAUCUUAAUAUGGUGAAGUAUCCAGCUUAUGAGUAUCUGCUUCUAAUCAUGAAAUCUGUUCUUGGUUUAAACUCAAAUGUUCCUGAUGGAUUAUUUGUGUCCACUACAGUCCUAGAACAUUAUGAGACUGCUCUUCGAGAUCCUGUAUUUUACCAACUGCAAAAACGUCUCCUUGAUAUUGUCAUUUUGUUCAAACUACGUCUUCCCAGUUACACUAAAGAAGAGCUUGGAUUUCCUGGAGUAAGAGUAGAGAAUGUAGUAGUUGAUAAACUUGUAACGUACUUUGAUGACUAUUUAAUGGAUGUUACAAAUGUGGUCAAACUGACUGAAGAAGAACUUAAGAAGAGCACUUCCGAUGUAAAACUCAUGGUACGCAAACAACGUCUCAACCACCAGCCCUUCAAAAUCAAUAUCGAUGUUAUUUCUGAUAAAACGGUUGAUAGUGUUAUUAGAAUAUUUUUGGGACCAAAACUUGAUAGUUUUGGACGACCGAUAGAUAUUAACAAGAAUCGAUUGAACUUUGUCGAAAUUGAUAGCUUUCUCUAUAAAUUAACUACUGGAAAGAAUACGAUUGUCAGGAACUCAGUAGAUAUGCACAAUUUAGUUAGCGACCGUAUAAUGACACAUGAUAUCUGGAAAAAGAUUGAAAGUAUGACUAAUUACGAGGAUCUAAUUGUUAAGGAUUUGAGAAAUUUUCAGACUGGAUUCCCAACGAGACUAGUUCUACCGAGAGGCCGUAUUGGCGGCAUGGAUGUUAUAUUGUAUAUAAUUGUCAGUCCAUUGAAAAUUAUAGAUAAUAUUAAUAUAAACGUACUUGAUGUAAAUCGUAAAAAUUUAGUUGUCGACUUUAGAUCAACUGUCCUAUUAGACAAAAUGCCACUUGGUUUCCCAUUCGACCGACCCAUCGAGCCAGUCAAAUUCUUAGCAUCUAAUAUGAAAUUUAUGGAUGUGACGAUCUUCCACAAAAAACAGGUGUCUGAUAUGAAAAUGCGAUGGGAACGAUGGGUGCUGAGGGAUUAUAUGAUGGAGAUGACACCAGCCUACCUAGAUACAAAAAUUCUUAAUCAGGGAGUAAAUUUAGUUGAUUUGUUACAAUAACAUAAUGCAUUUUAUUAAAACUAUAAGUAGAAACUUGAUAUAUACAUAGCAUAUAAAAUGUAAAUAAUAAACUGGCAAUUAUUUGA